UCCCAAACCUAUCUUCCUCCCCCCUGUGUGUGGGACAGUGACACGUAACUUUGUCCGUUUCGUGGACGUGACCAGGCAGGACACCUCCACCUCGGAUAGGGAGAGCAGAGGGACACCUCCCCCCCCGUCCCGAUCCAAAAUCCGAUUUAUCCAGAACAUUUCGCAGCAUGGAGGCGAGGGACGCAGUAGCAGGUGCUCUUGUGAGCAGUGAUGGAGAGGAACAAACUGCAAAGAAGGAUGCAGCUCCUAAAAAAGACAAGCUGCAGACCAAAAGCAAGAUGGAGCAGAUUUUUGGUUUCAAGAAGGAGGACCUGGCCUCCUGGCACAGCCUGGUGACCCUCCUGAACCGCCCCACUGACCCUGCGUCCCUCGGCAUCUUCCGCUGCUUGUUUGGUUUGCUGAUGGCCAUCGACGUCACACAGGAACGUGGCCUCAGUCACCUGGACUACAAGUACCUGGAUGGGGCCCCUGUGUGCCGCUUUCCCCUCUUCAAUUUUUUAAAGCCCCUGCCAUUGGACUGGAUGUACUUUGUGUAUGUGGUGAUGUUCCUCGGCGCUUUGGGCAUCAUGCUUGGCUGUUUCUACCGUCUCUCCUGCCUUAUGUUCAUCUCAACCUACUGGUAUGUCUUCUUUCUGGACAAAACGUCCUGGAACAAUCACUCGUACCUCUACGGCCUCAUUGGAUUUCAGCUCACGCUCAUGGAUGGCAACAGAUAUUGGUCCAUUGAUGGAUUACGGAGACCUUCAAUAAGAAACACUCAUGUGCCCCUAUGGAAUUACACUGUGCUGAGGAUACAGAUAUUUAUAGUAUACUUCAUCGCUGGAAUCAAAAAGUUGGAUGCUGAUUGGGUGGAGGGAUACUCCAUGUCAUACUUGGCACACCACUGGCUCUUUGAUCCUUUCAAAUUGAUUCUCCCUGUGGAGUUAGUGAGCCUGCUGGUGGUGCACGGAGGUGGUCUUAUUCUGGACCUGACUGCCGGCUACCUGCUGUUUUUUGAUGCCACAAGGCCCUAUGCAUUUUUCUUUGUCUCCUACUUUCACUGUAUGAACUCUCAGCUCUUCAGCAUUGGGAUGUUUUCCUACACAAUGUUGGCCACCAGUCCUAUUUUCUGCUAUCCUGACUGGCCAAGAAGAUUCUUCGGCCGCUUCCCAGCAUUUCUUAGGGUGGUCCUGCCACUCACCUCACCUGACCCUCAGCCCAGCCCCUCCUGUGUUUACAAUGAGAUCCAGAGUACCGGCACCAAACGCCAGGAAACCCCACCUGUUGCCAAAACUUCCAAACUGAGACUGAAGCACAAGCUGGGAGCCAUUUUUACUAUUAUCUACCUACUUGAACAGUUCUUCCUGCCUUACUCUCACUUCAUCACACAGGGUUACAACAACUGGACCAAUGGCUUGUAUGGCUACUCUUGGGAUAUGAUGGUUCACUCCCGCAGCCAUCAACAUGUGAAGAUCACGUACAAAGAUGGAAAAACUGGAGAAAUCGGCUAUCUGAACCCAGGGGUGUUCACUCAAAGCCGUCGGUGGAAAGAUCACGGAGACAUGCUGAAGCAGUACGCCACGUGCCUCAGCCAGUUUCUGCCUCGCUAUAAUAUCACUGACCCUGAAAUUUACUUUGACAUCUGGGUGUCCAUCAAUGAACGCUUCCAGCAAAGGAUCUUUGAUCCACGCGUGGACAUUGUGAGGGCUGAUUGGUCACCUUUCCAACCAAACCCAUGGCUGAUGCCUCUGCUGGUGGAUCUCUCACCUUGGAGGGCCAAGUUCCAGGAGAUUGAGGGCAGUCUGGAUAAUCAGACUGAGAUUGUCUUUAUUGCUGAUUUCCCAGGUCUCCACUUAGAAAACUUUGUGAGUGAAGAUCUGGGCAACACUAGCAUCCAUGUGUUGCAGGGCAACGUGAACGUUGAGAUAGUGGAGGAGAAAAAGAACCACACUCUGCAGCCUGGUGAGCAGAUAAAGGUACCUGCAGGGGCUUAUCACAAAGUGUACACAGUGUCCGAAGGCCCUUCUUGCUACAUGUACAUCUAUGUCAACACUACAGAGGCGGCACUACAGGAGAACUUCACCAAGCUGUUUGAGCUCCAGGAGCGCAUUCGCAAUGGGACAGAAACCGAGCCUCUCCCUCCUGAGCUGCAGCCUCUACUCGCUGCGGACGAUCAGGAAGGGGCGGAGGUCAACGCCACGGACCCAAUUGUGCGGCUGUUCCUGAAACGGCAGCGCCGCAUGAAGGAGGUGAAAAAACGCAGGGAAGCCGGCGUGCUGGAGCGACUGGAGCGGUUUGCUGUGAAAAAGUACUAUACGAUUCGGAGGGGAUUCCUGAUGACAGCCAUUGCUAUGAGGAACUUGGCGGUGGGCCUGCCUCCUGUGGAACAACUGACGAGAGAAGUUGCCUUUGCCAACAUGAAAGAACCUCAGGCUGAAGCCAACCAAGACGAACGACUCAAAGAUGAAGUUGGACACGGGGAGCUUUAAAGCUUGGGCCAAACAUACUCUGCUGAAUUGCCUGCAGGUGCUAGAUCACACAUUCCAAAGAAAUGUGUGUCUUAUUACUACUGGACUGUUACUACACUGGGACACACGCUCCCAGAAAUCAAGGAAUUUUUAAUUUUCUAUGCUUCUGAAUUAUUUGGCAUUUCAGAUUAUUUCCAGUAUUUUGUUACAGCAUUUGUUUAUGAAUCUGAAUUUUUGCUGAGGAUACAUUUCUGUUAUAGCUGCUGCAAAACCAGAAUACUGUAUGUUGCCGUGCAAGAUUACAUUUCCUGUUUGUUUAAUUCUGUGUAGGAAUUUUAUAAAUGCAUUAUGGCUGGGUGAUAUGACCAAAAAGAAAUUGCCAAGACAUUGACAAUAUAUUGAUAAUGAUUUAAAAAUCAACUCUCUGUGACAGCUAAAAGUUUGCAUUCUAAGAUCUGCUGGAAGAUCAUAUUUCAGCUACACUAAACUAUUAAUGCUGCUUUGUUUGGAUUGAAGAUUUAAAACAGAGGUGUACGUUUUUAAGGAUAAUUCUGGUAUUUUUGAAGCUGGGCCUUAUUUCCUUGUCUUUUUGGGUGUAAAUGAUCGAUGGGGACAAAAAGCUUUGGAAUUGGUGUGGUAUUGAGCAAGAACAAUGUACCCAAUAACCUUGAACAGCUGCUGCAAUGUAAUCCAAUGGGCAGUUGUCCACAUUAAAGUAAGUCUACAUAAGAGCUUGUUUUUUUCCACUGACAGGCUCAGAUUGUUAUUAUAACAAAAAUGAUCACUUUAGUGGAUGUACUUCGACAUGGACAGCUGCCAUGAGAUUACAUCGCAGCAGCUGUUAGUGGCUGCCAGGUACAUGUUCUUGCUCAAUACUGCACAGAUUCCAAACAUUUUUCUCCCUAUCAGUCAUUUACACCCAGAUACAUGAGACCCACCCAGAUUAGAAAAUACUGGAGAUAUCCUUUGAGGGGACAGAUUUUAAUAGACAUACUGACAUGAAUAGGAUCAGGUUGGUUGACUUCUGAUGCUAAAUUUUCAUUUUACUGUCCAGUGCUAAUUUCACAAAUUCUGGACAAUUAGCAGAUUUACAAAUACACGGUACACGUGGAAGUUUACUCUGUUUUCGGGGAAUGUACUUCUCUAAACCUUUUUGCUAACCCUAUAAUGUGAGAAAAAUGGAAAGAAAACAAUUGUUAGCUAGUCAGUUGUCAGUUGACUGACUUUUUUUUUAGUCACUUUUCUAAUAAAGAGCUUAUGCUGUCAAUAAAACUGAAAAAUCAACUUGAA
Molecule: messenger RNA, 3737 nt
Organism: Lates calcarifer (barramundi perch)
Lineage: Eukaryota; Metazoa; Chordata; Actinopteri; Centropomidae
Gene: ggcx
Product: gamma-glutamyl carboxylase
Biological process (GO): peptidyl-glutamic acid carboxylation
Molecular function (GO): vitamin binding; gamma-glutamyl carboxylase activity
Source: RefSeq, a predicted model, not a curated record